This is a messenger RNA of Rhinocladiella mackenziei CBS 650.93, 1401 nucleotides long. RefSeq lists its product as uncharacterized. The transcript has 6 exons. Gene Ontology annotation, molecular function: transmembrane transporter activity. Gene Ontology annotation, biological process: transmembrane transport. The record is from RefSeq and is a predicted model, not a curated record. NCBI's taxonomy places the organism in Eukaryota, Fungi, Ascomycota, Eurotiomycetes, Chaetothyriales, Herpotrichiellaceae. The coding region runs from base 1 to 1401 and encodes 466 amino acids.
AUGGCAAUAUAUAAACGCAAGAUCACCGUCUCGGAUGGCGAGAUAACAAAUGCUGCUCAUCUCACGUUGAGACAGUCAUUUCUGCCAAACUGCUUGGUCACCAUUCUUUUCUUCCUCUGGGGUUUUGCUUAUGGUCUUCUGGAUGUUUUGAACAGCCAUUUCCAAACAACCCUGAAUAUCACCGCAUCUCGGUCCUCCGGCCUCCAAGCUGCUUAUUUCGGAGCGUAUUUCCUCUGUCCUCUGACAGUCUCGGGAUGGAUUCUGCGCCGAUUUGGUUUCCGAGUCACUUUCAUGACCGGACUUGCCGUUUUGGCAGUCGGAUGCCUCCUCUUUUGGCCUAGCGGCGUGAAGAAAUCAUUCGGCGGUUUUUGCGGCAGCAUGUUCGUGGUCGGCGCCGGAUUGAGCACGCUCGAGACGGCCGCAGAUCCGUUCCUCGCCAUCUGCGGUCCUCCAAGAUACAGUGAAGUCCGAUUAAACCUGGCUCAAGCUGUUCAAGGUGUAGGCAGCUUCGUUGCUCCUUUGUUGGCGAGCAGAGUCUUCUUCGCUCACACGAUCAACACUGACCAGGGAUUAAAAAAUGUGCAAUGGACUUAUCUCGGAGUGGCCUGCUUUGUCGGCUUGCUCAUUAUCCUCUUCUUUUUAGCUCCUUUCCCCGAAAUUACGGAUGCGGAUAUGCACCACCAAGAACAUGUCAUCGCGGAAUACAAUCCCGGUCCACUCCGCAAACAAUAUACCUUAUUCCUGGGUGUCUGGUGCCAAUUCUGCUACGUUGGCGCCCAAGUCGCGGUGGCAGGAUACUUUAUCAACUUCGUGAAAGAGACAGGCCGUUCCGCAUCGACCGCAUCGGACCUGCUGGCUGCGGCGCAAGGCAUUUACGCCGCCAAUCGCUUCAUUGCCGGCUUUCUCAUGAUGAUUCCCGCCGUCAAACCACGGUACAUGCUCACCAUCUACCUGGGCAUGUGCUGCGUGUUGGCCCUCGUUGCAGCCCUGACCCGCGGCAGCACGUCCGUUGGAUUCCUUAUGAUGGUCUUCGUGUUUGAAUCUUGCUGCUUCGCGACCAUUUUCACCAUGUCGCUGCGCGGUUUGGGAAAGCACACCAAACGUGGAGGAUCGUGGCUUGUUGCGGCCAUCUCGGGUGGUACGGUUUGGCCCAGCAUGACCGGGGCGGUGGUGACUGCUCGCAACGCGCAUAUCGCCAUGCUCAUCCCCAUGACCGGAUACAUUGUCGGGAUGGUUUUCCCCAUCUAUGUCAAUAUUUGGCAACGUGACAGGAUGGACACACAUCGCGCGACGGAGGUUGGCAUCGUCGUUCCCAACGACAAGGAACUUGAGCUCGAGAGAAACCGGAGCGUGGAUGAUAAGCCUCAGGCCGUGGAAAUCAGGGAGGCAGAUCUCAAGUGA